Messenger RNA from Penicillium angulare, 642 nucleotides. Its product is annotated as acetamidase. The transcript has 2 exons. The record is from RefSeq and is a predicted model, not a curated record. Bases 1 to 642 code for a protein of 213 amino acids. NCBI's taxonomy places the organism in Eukaryota, Fungi, Ascomycota, Eurotiomycetes, Eurotiales, Aspergillaceae.
AUGUACUUUGUCGGUGAUUUGACUAACAAUCCACGUCAUGCAGCCGAUAAUGCCGGUGUCCUUCGUGGCAUUAUGUCUGCCGGCGAAGCUGUUACUUUUGCAAUUAACAGCCGUGGCACUUCUUUCGUCGUCAAGGCAGGCGCAAUUGGCGACUUUUAUGCCACUAGUGUUAUCUGCAUGGGAUAUAUGGCACUAUUUAUCAUCGAAGAAACAAACUACUUUGCCAAGAAUGAAGAAGAAGUCACGUUGCCAAAACACAUCAAAUUCGCAAGUGAACGCGGCACCAAGAUCGAGGCCUGUGAUGAGGCGCAUCUCGAACAAUCCUGCGGAAAAAAUGCGAAGUUGGAAGAGGUGGAUGCAAUUAUUGCCCCUGUUGCCGCGACAGCCGCGAGUCGUCACAACCAAUUCCGAUAUCAUGGCUAUUCAUCGGUGAUCAAUCUGCUUGACCUAACGAGUGUUGCGGUUCCAGUCGAAGCUCCGAAUAUGCAUAUCGAUGUGAAGAAGGAUACUUAUGGGCCACUAGAUCAGCUGGAUCCUGAUGUUCAGGCUGAGUACGAUCCUGAGGCAUAUCAUGGUGCUCCUAUUGCGGUUCAGAUCAUUGGACGUAGGCUGACUGAAGAGAAGACCUUGACUCUUGCGUAG